AUGCAUGGUGGAUACUGGGUGUGUACCGUAUGGGGCGCCAAGUGUUACCCUAGUUUUUCGAAAAAUUCCUUCCUUUCCCAGGCUGCAGGGCAUCUCGAAGGUGGGCGUUAUAAGAGGUCGCUGGAGAGCAUGAAAUCAUCCAAGACUUACAACGACUUUAUCAUUGGAUCAGUAUGCAAGCAAAUUCAAAAAGAGAUGAAAUCAAGUGGUCCCAUAUUCAACAUUGAUUCCCGCAAUAAGACUAAGUCAUUUGAAAGUUAUUCCUGGAAAACCGCAAACAAAAGUUUAAAGAAUAAAUGUCCAACCCUCAUGACCAUUCUGGGAAGCACGGUGGAAAGAAAACUCAGCAAGAAGGAUGAUGUUCGGCUCACAAUGAUAGCAGCUCAAUUGUUCUUCGUAAGAUGUCCAGCAAAACACAAAGUCCUCCAAGAAUUGAUUGGACUCCUCCUGUGGUUUGCCGGCACCAACAGAAAGACGUUCCAGAGGCUCAACAGGCUUGGGAUUUCUUCCGGUAUCAAGGCUACCACAAAAACUAUAGAUGCGUUGAGAUCUGAAUUCGAUGUCACAAUUCACCAACAGCGACAGCGAAUCACAGAGCUACAGUCAACAAGCCGAAAAGCAAAGAGGGAACUUUUCAGUGAUGAGUGGGAGGAUUUGACUGAAUGGGUGAAAGUACUAGUAAUGGUGGUGACUGUUGUCGGUGUGGUGGUGAUUGUUGUCGGUGUGGUGGUGGUGGUGGUGGUGGUGACGACGGUGACGAUAUUGGUGGUGAUGGAGGUGAUGGUCGUGGUUUUCGUCGUGUUAGUAGUGGCUGUGGACAUGUAG
This is a messenger RNA of Strongylocentrotus purpuratus (purple sea urchin), 825 nucleotides long. RefSeq lists its product as uncharacterized. Lineage: Eukaryota; Metazoa; Echinodermata; Echinoidea; Camarodonta; Strongylocentrotidae. Bases 1 to 825 code for a protein of 274 amino acids. The record is from RefSeq and is a predicted model, not a curated record. The transcript has 4 exons.